ACCUAUUAGACAUUCGGUACCACACCUCAAGUUACCACCGCAUUCUUUCGCACUCGACUAUCGCAACGUACUGUACUCUUUGAUCGCGACGCAAACAUCAACGUUUCACGACAGUUCUCGAGUUGGAUGAUGGCGACAGAGCCUACCGUCAAUCAGCCGGAUGCAUCGAUAACUGAACCUAUCGCUCAACCAGCAGUUUCGAGUAACACCGCUCAAGAUGCCGGGCACUCGAGUGCUACACUAAACGGAUCCAUUUCCGACGUCGAGAAUAAGCAGAUCGCAGAGAUUGUCGACGAAUUAGUCAAUUCAGCUGAAGUGUCUGUGAGCGGGGGUUCGGAUACGGAAUCAUCUAAGGCACGACUCGGUGACAAGAAUCAUGCGCGCACCUCUUCCAGCAUCAAGAAGCCUCAGAGCUUUAAGUCGGUUUCCGUAAAUCGCACUUAUCUAGCCUCGAAGACCGCAGCGAAUUCUAAUGCUCGUCCUGAUUCCGCAACCGGCUCGACAUCCUCUACACCUCAGCCGACUCCUAGUACCUCUGCUUCUCGUCUGAAACUGGUCGCCAAGUCUGGCAGUAGCCUUGGUGGCUCUACUAAGACGCUUAGUAGUAACGGUAAACCUGCUUCUGCGCCUGAUCCUAAUACCGUUUGGAAUCGUAAUAAACCCGUAUCUCAACCGGAGCAGAAGAAACUGUCUGAUGAGGAACUCAUGCAUAAGUACGGAAUUCACAUGGCAGGUCGUCUAGGACCGGAAGAUACUAAGGGCCAGUCAAAUUGGGCUGAUAUCGAUGAUGACGAGGAGUGGGCUCCGGACCAUAUAACGUGGACAGAUGGUACUAAGAUUACCUUACCACACGAAACUGCUCCAAGCCCCAAUGUAGUGCCGGCUACUCUUGAUAAAGAACCGGCUCCGGCUCCCGUCCCCGUCCCUGUUUCCGCGCCACCGAAGUCAAAGUCACCCGCCCCUAUAUCAAGUGCAACCGGAUCCCCUUCCGUCAAGCCGGGUGUUGUAGCGUCAGGCAAGAGUCUCGUGCUUAAGGGCGCACCCGAGAAACCUACUCUAGUCACGAAACCGCAGGCGCCACCAACUCCAGCUAAAUCUCCGUGGGCACGUUUGCCUCCGAUCGAAAAAGUACCUCCUGUGCAGUCAGAUACGACCAUUGGAGGAGCUACUUCACAAUCUCCCGUUACAAAGAGCGCAAGCACACCUACGACCAAAGAGAUUGCUGCAGACGACUUUAGCCGGUCUGGUUUUCGGGAUCGACAUGCUGGUAACCAUAGCCAACUGUUUAACUCGCACUCGGGACAAUAUGAUCCGGUGCCGGAUCAUCGUAGAGGCUCUAGGAAUGAACCUCACGGCCGUCAGCCGGCCGUCCUCCAAAGACCUCAGUACCAUGAUCAACAAGGCCCUGCAGAGCCGUCGGCUGCCUUCCAAACAAGUAGAACCAGUGGUCAAGAAGGCCCUUACCGUCGUCGGGGCUCUUCUAACGUCAGUGGCACUAGUGGUAUCCUAGCUCGUAAACCUUAUGAUAUUCAACCUCCGGCAGAUUCAUUCCAAUCCCGAACAGAAUCCGUUACAGGUGCUGAGAGUCCCAUCUCAGCUCAUACCCAGCCUACCCCACGAUUACCCGUCGUCCAUCCAUAUCAGCCAAGGCUAUCUCCUGGACAAAAUCACGCCGCUCCCUAUUAUAGUUCUCCUGCUGUUGAUAUGCAGCCCACUGAUGAUUUAGAAAUGCAAGCAGUGAUCAUGCGAGAGCGUCGCGAGCAGGCGAUUAGGCGUCGAUCGGAGCAGGAGGCACGUGAGGAAGCAGCUCGGAAGGCUAGGAUUGCCGAAAAGCUGAAGGCCAUGGGCCCGCCCCCGGAACGAAAUAGUGCCAACAAGGAAAGAAGCAAUGAAGAUUCCACUGUUAUAGCACCAGUGGAUUCCACCCAUCCGGACCCAAGUAAUGCAAGAUCUGGUGGCGAUAACCGAGCAAAUGGAGAAGUCAAGAGGCCUCUCAGUCAAGUUGACAAACCUCAAGGCCAGCAGAUGCGAACUUCUUCCAUGUCGAAGUCUCAACAUCCGACGUCUUGGCCGGAAGCUCAACAUCCGGAGCGAUAUCCCUCAUGGGGCAAUGGUCCCCAGAACACCUCACGUAACGUAUGGGGUGCCCCCGGCAAUGACCGCUCACUUGGAAACGGCACUUUCAAUCCCGACCUGGGAACACUGCCUGAUUCCCGUCCCCCCCCCAUCGGUGAUCGUAAUCAUCGCCCGGCCCCAAUUGGGCCUCCACGGACCGCAUCUCAGCAGCCUGUACGCCCAGAGGCCAUGUCUAAUAAUCGCUUGGCCCCUAUUGGACCACCUCGCGGCCGUUCCGCCAAUACUUCCCAAGGACCCGAGUCAGGUGCUGCAAACCCCUGGAAGUCGUUCGCCUCUAAUGUUAAAGAGGAUGACCGUAGACGAGCGAUUGAUAUGCAGGCCAAAAUCGACGCUCAGAAGGACGACGUUUCGCUACCGAUGAGUGAGGAUUGGCGCAAUAGGGCUACAGGGAAGCCAGCGUCAGGCGGAGCUAGACAAGGCAUGGCCGAUGCGGUCAACAACCAUCAUGAAGUCCGAUCGAGCAGUUCGUACAAUGCUUCUGCAGCGAAUACGGCAACCAAUGCCGCACGUGAUGAACAGCCUGCGAGACCGUCAGAGGAGGAUCUUGCAAGGUGGAAAGGCCGUAUGCCAUCGGAUUAUGCUGCUGCUAGACAAGCUAGGGAAGCCGCUGCUAGAGAAGCCAAGGAAGCGGCCGCCAGAGAGAGCCGACCGACAGCAGAAGAUCUUGCCCGAUGGAAAGGCCGCAUGCCUUCGGACUAUACCGCAGCCAGGGAAGCUAGGGAAGCGGCUGCUGCGAAAAUGAACGGCAGCAAUGCCGAUUUUGGUAGACAGCCCACAGUUGGACCCUCUAGGCGAACUGUAACUAGUCCUGCGGCUCAACCUAGAAGCAGCUCCCGCUUCUUCCCCUCCACUCGAGAAUCCCAGUAUGAGGAUGAUCUCCAGGAGCAGGUUCGGACGAAGUCACCGACUCCACCCCCGCCCACCGCAGACGGCCAUCCUGUAUUUGAUGGUGACAGUACUCGUCCCCACGUGGCGUUGCCACCGGCUCGUCCGAUAGUCAAGCUACCACCCCCUACCAACUCUGCGGGCCCUAGCCCUGUCAUGCCGCCUGCUAAGCCGGCGCCAAUAUCCUUCGCAGCCGCGGCUGCAGCACCUGUUAGGGCGCAUCAGCAAUCCACUGGCCCCCGUCCCUCUAGCAGAGGUAGGGGCUACGGUGGAAUUCAUCAGACGCCCUACGAAAUCUCAUCACAGGAAAACUGGCAGGAAAAGAUUAACACUCUUUUCGGUAAAAAUACCUCGCCUGCACCGAUCAAGUCUCUGGCUGUAGAUUCUUCGAGUAGAAUAGCGUUGGAUCACAGCCAGUCGUAUGAUCCUGCAACGGUUGCGCUGCCCGGACUUUCCCAUUCGGUGAGCUCUCUUACUUCUGAUGGUAGCGACUAUACUAGUAGAGAAAUGGCCGAGGAAUGCUUCGGAGAGCAAGAGAUGGGAUCUCUACCUACAGUCCGUCUUCCUAGCGAGGCGCCGGAUGCUUUGUGGCAACCAGCGGAACUUCAUGUCGAGCCUAUGCCUAUCAAAUUACGAGUUGAUCCAUUAGGCGCCGAGGCAUGGAGAUUUUCUGCGCCUGAGAUGUCCAACGGCAGGAACGUGAUCCGAAUCUCGGGUCCUUUCAUGGCCGAGGCUAAGACCGUUUUAAUGAGGCACGACAACGGUCGCUCGAAUAGUAAUCAGCGCCGACAAGGACCUCGUGGGGGUGCCCGACGCUUGUCAGGCCGCGGAGGCCAACGCGGCGGUCGAGAACAUUCUGACCACCCUGGCGAUCACUCAUCCCAUCCACCUAGCCGCCCCUCCACUCGUAGUGGGCGUGGGAAUUAUCGGCCUAGGAUGGAGAAUAUGGCAGGCAGACACACGUCGACUGCUGCGCCGUCACAGUGGUCCUAAAGGAUCAAGCUCUUGAAGAUUUGAUCAUACUAUUUCUCCCUACUGUAUACUCGAUUGCAAUGAUGCAUUGCAAAUUCCAUCAUCUUCUUACUGUCGUACGGACAAUAAGCCUGUCUUUGGACGACAGUUUGUACAACAAAGUUUCCAACGC
Molecule: messenger RNA, 4165 nt
Organism: Annulohypoxylon truncatum
Lineage: Eukaryota; Fungi; Ascomycota; Sordariomycetes; Xylariales; Hypoxylaceae
Exons: 4
Coding region: 127-4014 (1295 amino acids)
Source: RefSeq, a predicted model, not a curated record